ACGCGCUACUUUGAAGUGUACUUUGGAAAACACAAACACCACACCGUCCCAUUGCAACCGCUAACCCAAGUGACAUUGAUGCCAUUUUUAUUGCUGGAACAUUACACUAGGCCAGCGCUGAAAGAUGAAAUCCCCAUCAACUUAUAGAGAGGACACUAAUCUUCUUCAGGGCACCUCUAUACCCGACGAGGAGCACACAGGAUCUACCUGGGCUAGUAGUAUGACAUCGUUACUGGUGCUGCAGUUGCUCAUCUUUACUCCAGAGAGCAUGACAAUGACCUUGGAUGUUCAAUUCGCACGCGCCAAGUUUGCCGCCGAGCGCAAUUUCACGUUCCCGGUUGGGGUGAACGCCUGCGCUCUCUCUAACCACAGCAACACAGAACUCCGGGAAAUCCAGUCGCAAACGGCGAUCUUUUCCACCUACGAGAACACCUUACUGUACUUUAUCCCCGUUAUAACUGGACUCCCAUUGGUCAUCCUGUCAGAUUUCACCGGGCGGCGGCCAUUGAUGCUUCUACGAUGCGUGGGUUCCUGUAUUAUGGAGGGAACUUUUUUAUUCACCGCUUACUCUGGGGUGUCUGUCUACUAUGCACUGUUUGGGAGUGCAUUUAGUGGUGCUUGUGGUGGGUUUGUGUUUUUGCACUCCAUCAUCAUGCUUUAUACGACUGAUAUUGUUCCUCUGAGGUACAGGGAGGUUGCCUUAGCUGGCAUUUACGGGAUGCAGUACCUCGUCAUAGGCGUGGCUCCUCUGGUAAUUGAAUUCGUGCUACAGAAAACCUCGUUCACUGUGGUGUAUCUCAUUACCACGUGCUUCAGCAUGGCGUCGUGCCUGUGGAUGUUACCUCCGAAUCUCGUCUGUGAAUCCGCGCUAAAGAAACCCAUCGUCAAAGACGUCGUCAGGGACAGCAUUCUCGGAGUCCGCUCUCUUUUCUCAGACACUGUCACCGAUGGUCGGCGCUGGAGGAUUGUAGUGAUCUUCGGCUGUUACGCUUUAGUUACUUUGAAUAUCUUCGGAUUCCAAAACACGGUGAAUCUUUACGGGCUUGGGGAGCCGUUUUGCUGGUCUCCCGCUCUUGUAGGAAUCUUUGCGGCCGUGUAUCAGGUCCCGAGCUCAAUCGCGUGCCCUAUUAUUGUGUGGCUCCUGGGGCUAUGCUUGUCCGACUACUGGGCAAUUUACCUUAGCAUUAUUUCUGGAACAGCGCAGAUUCUGAUGACGGCACUCGCUACAACAAAUGCAGUUUUGAUAUAUGGAGCUUCCCUUGCAGGUAUUUUCAACAGCGUGUCGCAGCCAGUCUACCUUGCUCUACUCACCAGACUUAUUGAUAGUAAUAAACAUGGAGCUUUGUUUUCACUUUACACGCUGGUGUACACCAUCACAGCUGCUUGCUCCCUCACCAUUCAGAGUUAUGCAUAUGCACAAGCAAUUAAACUGGGGCAAGCUACAGUCGUAUUCUACGUUAUGACGCUACUUGGGGCUUUGGUAGCCAUACCAACAGUAGUGAUGCACGUUUUAAAACCACGUGGAGGCUUUCAACAAGAGCCAAAGACGGAGUAAGACAACGGAAUGUAACCCCAAACAUGGAGAUUUUAACCUAGGCCAAAAUUCAUAAAGCUAUUCAGCAGAAAAUACUGCUUAGCAAAUCCUUUGAUAUUUUAUGAAGACAAAGUAGUGGACAAAAUGACAAAGUGUCACAGCCGGGCCUCGAAAACAUGGAGACUUUCACAUGGGCCCAAUUUGAUAAAGAUGUUGAACAGCCAAUAAAGGAUGAUCUCAAAUAUAUAGAUAUUACAGUUU
Molecule: messenger RNA, 1795 nt
Organism: Asterias rubens (European starfish)
Lineage: Eukaryota; Metazoa; Echinodermata; Asteroidea; Forcipulatida; Asteriidae
Product: proton-coupled folate transporter-like
Exons: 5
Coding region: 125-1555 (476 amino acids)
Biological process (GO): transmembrane transport
Cellular component (GO): plasma membrane
Molecular function (GO): transmembrane transporter activity
Source: RefSeq, a predicted model, not a curated record